This is a messenger RNA of Penicillium lagena, 693 nucleotides long. RefSeq names its product GFA family protein. The record is from RefSeq and is a predicted model, not a curated record. The coding region runs from base 1 to 693 and encodes 230 amino acids. Gene Ontology annotation, molecular function: carbon-sulfur lyase activity. The transcript has 2 exons. Lineage: Eukaryota; Fungi; Ascomycota; Eurotiomycetes; Eurotiales; Aspergillaceae.
AUGAACCCGAGUUACCUCGCUGCUAUAAGAACCGGAGUGUCCGAUUCACGCAUUCUGUUCCGUUUCGUUAAUCCGAAUCGCUAUUACCGCCGCACUAUGGCUAAUAAAUCGGGCUGUUAUGAUGACGAUAGGAUUUUCCCCAACACGUUCAAAGACGAGGAUCCCAGCCAUCGCCCGCCGUAUUCGCAGCAGCCGCUGGAAGAAUUUGGGGAAAUCAAACAUCGCGCCCACUGCCAGUGUGGCAAGGUAUCCUACGCGCUGAGACGGGAGCGGCCAGUAGGUGCCAAAUUUUGUCAUUGUCGGCAUUGCCAAGUUAUGCAUGGCGCGCCCUUCCAGUGGGCAGCCAUCUUUCCGAAGGAAGACAUGCGAUUCGAUAAUGGAGUUAGCGGUCUAUCAUUCUAUGCGGCCAAAGAGAAAAAUAUCAAAUACCAAACGCCUACAAAGGUGGCAUGCUCGGUCUGUCGGACUCCGAUCAUGGAUGAAGGACGCAAUAUGUGUCUGUUAUUCCCACAGUUGAUCGACUUCUCUGAUUCACCGGAUGAGCAACGGGAGCGAAUCUCGACGUUUCUGCCAACGUGCCAUAUCUUCUAUGAAUAUCGGUUGAGAGAUAUACAUGACGGGAUAACGAAGUGGAAGGGAUUGAACGAGGAUAGCCAGCGUUUGGACGAUAGUGGCAAAGUCGUCGACGAAUAG